Molecule: messenger RNA, 2367 nt
Organism: Drosophila sulfurigaster albostrigata
Lineage: Eukaryota; Metazoa; Arthropoda; Insecta; Diptera; Drosophilidae
Gene: Sse
Biological process (GO): proteolysis; meiotic chromosome separation
Cellular component (GO): nucleus; mitotic spindle; cytoplasm
Molecular function (GO): cysteine-type endopeptidase activity
Source: RefSeq, a predicted model, not a curated record
AACAGCGACCAGUGUUUUUUAUUUCUGUGCGCGCGCUACCAACACUGAACCAAGCGAAAAUGCGCAAAGCAACAGCUACUUGUGGCAUGCAGUGUCCAAGAGGCGCAUUUAUUCGAAUUUACAAACUGAAAUUGUGAAAUUAUAAAAAGCUAUGUUCACUGCAAAAGCCAUAGAUAAAGAAAUGCAUGGCCUGCAAAAUGCGCAAUCAGGUCCCGAAGCCAAAGAAUAUAAUUUGCUGCGAGCGGACGAAGAAUAUCGCAAUGGCAAUAUGGAGCACUCGAUUUACUACCAAGUGCGUGCACUGUUUCAAAACAGCGACGCACGGUUGAUAACCGAGGCGCAGCAGCUGGAAAAUUGCUCGCCAACAGUUGAGGAAAUUCUUGCUGCCGCCAGCGCCAAAGAAAAAGAAGACUACAAAUCCAAUGCUUUCUUCAGAAACAUUCUCAAAUAUAAUCAAAAGUACGAGCUGGAGCACAAAAAAAGCAAACCGAAAACCAAAGAAAUCUCUUUGGAUAAAUUGGAUUUUCUCGAGGAGAUUCAAGAGCCCGUUGCAGGCUUUGCCAGCAUUGCGUCUGUUUGCCGCCAGUUGCCGCAGGAAUGGUGCGUGUUGCAGCUAUGCAAGAGCUUCAAUCCAGCCACCACCUGCUCCACAUACUACGAGAUUGCAGGCUCGAAAGGCGACAUCUAUCUGAGCUUAUUGCAGCACUGUCGCAGCCCUGAACUCGGUCCAAUAUGUCUGCGCUUUGAUAAUGCUGCAUUGGUGGACAUCUUCAAGCGUUAUGGCACUUUAGUGGAACGCUUUAAGCGUGUGGUAACAGUUGAUCCGACUGCUGUUAAGACGUCACAGCAAAAGUCAAAAUACUGGAAUGAAUUGAAUGCCUAUAGCGAUGAUCUGCAGGAACUCAUCAAUGAUUUGAAGCGCGUCUUUGCUCCCUAUAAUUUUUUAUUUCUGGGAAAACGCUAUCAUUGCGCCUCUCUGAAGCAGAACAUGGAACAGGCUUGGGCCAGCGUAGAUGAACUGUGUGCCAAGCUCAACUGGAGCAAUCAGCAGCGUAUAUUGCUCUCUCAAGCGGUUCUACAUGCGAAUCGCUUUGACAACGACGAGCAGAAGGCGCUGAGCCUGGAACUGGCCAAUUAUAAAACGACUGAAGCACAACAAGCGCUGCAGCUGCUCAAGCUGUGGAGCAGUAACUGGUCAACACUGCAGCAAGAACAGCCGUUGGCUGAGAAGCGUUUUCCUUUGCUACUCGUGGUGGAUGAGCGUCUGGAUCACAUGCAUUGGGAGCAGCUGAUGCCGCUGCAGGAGUGCACGCGCUUCAAGUCGCUGCACAGCUUGUGGCGCCUCUACAAAUGUCACAAAGCGCAGGUGCAACAUGGCUACUACACGGUGAGAGUCGAGCGACACGGGAUGAGUAUCAUAAAUCCCGAGUCGGAUUUGGUUAAAUCGGGGCAACGAAUGCGCAGUUUUCUGGAAUAUUGGCUGCCACAUUGGCAGCACAUGUUCGAGACGAAACCCACCGAGCAGUUGCUCACGGAUCAGGCUUUCAAAGCGGACUGUUUUGUUUAUGCUGGUCAUGGCUCCAGUUUGCAAUAUGUUUCGAGUCGCGUCAUUUAUCGCAAUCGCAUCAAAGGCGUCGUCUUUCUUUUUGGCUGUGAUUCGACGCGUGUGAUGAGUUCAGGUCUCUAUAGUCCGCUUUAUGGUGCUCACGAUUACUAUCAUGGCGCACUUUGUCCCACUGUUGUGGGCACUUUGAUGCCCGCGCUCGAUGGCAACAUGGACAACAUUGCCACCAAUCUGCUCAGUCGCUGGAUUGCACCGGCCAAUGGCAAAGUGACGCCCUGGACACAGAUUGAUCGCGUACCUUGGAUCUCUCAGGGCACCAUAAAAGCUUUAAAAGGCGUCACACAGACUGUGGAUCAAGUCACGGACUAUCAAGUCGGCAGCCUUUGCUCGAUUCUCGCAGGGAUACAGCAGGGCAAGGUGGAGCCCAAGGUUUACAACUAUUGCGUCUAUGUAUCACGUGGUUUACCCGCUUGGAAUCUCGCUGUGGAGAAGCUGCCAUUCUCAAAUAAUUAGGCUACUCAUUCACAACUAGUUAGGCAAUUUAUUCAAUUGGUUGUGAAGAGUUUUUAGUGCUAAGUAAAGUAAUGUGAAAUCAAAGUGAGAAGUCUGUUAGUUCUUACUACUUUUAAUUAUUGAAUUUAAUUCAAGUAGUUUCACUUGUUAUUGAAAUUUGAAUUGUAAACCCAGAAUUCUUAGGAGAUAAGUAGCGAUAUAAAGAGAGCAAAUGGUCUGCAAAAUGUUCACAUUGUAAGUCCCAAAAUAAGACUGUCAAAGAAGACCAAAAUAAAGUGUUGAAUUUAAAA